Messenger RNA from Hypanus sabinus (Atlantic stingray), 3374 nucleotides. Its product is annotated as zinc finger protein 229-like. Gene Ontology annotation, biological process: negative regulation of transcription by RNA polymerase II. The coding region runs from base 410 to 1615 and encodes 401 amino acids. Gene Ontology annotation, molecular function: DNA-binding transcription repressor activity, RNA polymerase II-specific. NCBI's taxonomy places the organism in Eukaryota, Metazoa, Chordata, Chondrichthyes, Myliobatiformes, Dasyatidae. The transcript has 2 exons. The record is from RefSeq and is a predicted model, not a curated record.
CGAAUAGCACGCAUGCGCGCCGUACACAAAGGACCUCCGGAGGAUCGGUAAAGGUUAAAAAUGUCAAGGAAUUUGUCUACGGGAAUCUCAAACACAACACACCAGUUUUGCUAUCUUUGUCCAGAUAUUUAAGAAGUGCAGCAAGGGUUUCACACGAUCAUCCUUCCUGCUCAGACUGUGGGGAGGGAUUCACUCGAUUGUCCUUCCUGCUCAGACUGUAUGGAGGGAUUCACUCUGUCAUCUAACUGACUGGCACACCCAUCGUUUUACAUGGGAGUUCACCUGCUCAGACAGUGGGAAUGGAUUCACUCGGUCAUUUCAACUGAAGGUACUUCAGCAAGUUCACACUGGGCAGAGGCUGGUCAUCUGCUGAACUUGUGGGAAAGGAUUCACUCGGUCAUCUGACCUAAUGGCUCACCAGCGAGUUCACACCAGGGAGUGGCCGUUCACCUGCUCAGACAGUGGGAAUGGAUUCACUCGGUCAUUUCAACUGAAGGUACUUCAGCAAGUUCACACUGGGCAGAGGCUGGUCAACUGCUGGAAUUGUGGGAAAGGAUUCACUCAGUCAUCUGACCUAAUGGCUCACCUGCGAGUUCACACUGUGGAGAGUCCGUUCAUCUGUUCAGACUGUGGGAAGGGAUUCAUUUCGCCAUCUAAACUGAAGAUACAUCAGAGAGUUCACACUGGAGAGAGGCCGUUCACCUGCUCAGAUUGUGGGAAGGGAUUCACUCAGUCAUCCUACCUACUGGUACACCAGUCAGUUCACACUGGGGAAAGGCCGUUCACCUGCUCAGAGUGUGGGAAAGGAUUUACUCAAUCAUCCACCCUAAUGGCUCACCAGCGAGUUCAUAGUGGGGAGCGGCUGUUCACCUGCUCGGACUGUGGGAGGGGGUUCACUCGGUCAUAUAAACUGAAGGUACAUCAGCGAGUUCACACUGGUGAGAGGCCAUUCUCCUGCUCGGACUGUGGGAAGGGAUUCACUCAGUCAUGUCUACUGAAGUUACAUCAGCGAGUUCACACUGGGGAGCGGCCGUUCACCUGCUCAGAAUGUGGGAAGGGAUUCACUUGCUCAUCUCAACUGAAGGUACAUCAGCGAGUUCAUACUGGGGAGAGGCCGUUCACCUGCUCAGUCUGUGGGAAGGGAUUCACUUUGUCACCUCACCUACUGAGACACCAGUUAGUUCAUACCGGGGAGUGGCCAUUCACUUGCUCAGUCUGUGGAAAGGGAUUCACUGAAUCAUCUUUCCUGCAGAGACACCAGUCAGUUCACACUGGGAAGUGGCGGUUCACCUGCUCAGACUGUGGGAAGGGAUUCAAUCGGUCAUCUCACCUGCUGUCACACCAGUCAGCCCAUACAGGGAAAGGGCCGUUCACCUGCUCAGUCUGUGGGAAGGGUUUCAUUUCAUCAUCUCAACUGAAGGUACACCAGCGAGUUCACACUGGGGAGAGGCCAUUCACCUGCUCAGACUGUGGGAAGGGAUUCACUUCGUCAUCUCAACUGAAGGUACAUCAGAGAGUUCACACUGGGGAGAGGCCAUUUACCUGCUCAGACUGUGGGAAGGGAUUCACUCGGACAUAUCAACUACAGAGACACCAGCGAGUUCACACUGGGUAGAGGCCGAUUUCAUGCUCAGACUUUGGGGAAAAAUCCUCUCCGCCAAAUCAACCAAAUGUGUAUCACUGUUGACACUGGGGAGAUUCCGUUCACCUGCUGUGAAUGUGGGAAACGAUUCACUCAGUGAAUUAACCUUGCGUAACUCUCACUUCAGCUAGCAGCUUAAUAUAAGGGGUGAUAGACCCCAGCCUGGCUAAACUUGCCAAAUAUCAUUUGGAUGGAUGCUGUGUGAUGUGUCCCCCAUUACAAAUCAGUACCCUGAAAUAACAGUAAACAAUAUGUGAUUAAACGAUUGAGCUUUGUAAUUCUUACUUUGACCAGAGGGUUAGUAAAGAAAACAAAUUAAAAAAAAGAAAAAGGACCCACUCUCUCCAUUUGCAUUUUCUCAACUCUCCUUGGCAAAAGACUAUAAAAAUCUCUCUUCCAGACUCACAAGAAAGAACAUUUCUGUCAUUGGAUAGCCCCAUAGUCGUAGCCUAAACAUUGCUGCUACUGAGAAACCAUUACCUCAGCUGGGAAACAUUACUGAGAGGUUGUUACAUCAGCAGUGACACCUUACAGUAUGUUACACUUGUGACACACUACCGGGUUCAAACUUGCGAGAAAGUUUCAAUGAGCUGCAUGCUGGAUAUUUGUCCAUCACCAUUGCUGAAUGCAAUUUCGAGACUGACUGUCGGUGCUGAACUCUGCAAUUAUUGCUGCUGCUCACCACACCCAGUCCUGCACCCUGGUCACUGGGCAUGGGAGGAAUUUCUUCUGCUGCACAUUCACCUUUAAUGGAACUGAAGUUUAAUAUUCUGGAACUGAGACAAGUAAAUCAGUUCUAUUUUAAACUCUGUAUCUGGUACUUACUGAAUUUAUAACACACCUAGUGUACAGUAGAGAGUCAACUCAAGCCAGCUGGACCCUGCCAGUGAUCCAGUUCCACGACAGUUCUUUUAAAUCUUCUCCUGUUGUUCAUCUCUCACUCUCCCUGGGUGGUGAGAUCCACCACUGGAUCCAUAUUCCAGUGGUGACGGAUUCCAAACAGACACCACUCUGUGGUGAAGAGGUUUCCCUUGAGUUUUCUGCAGAGUGAAGAAGUCGAGGAGAAGGAAAUCAGAAGUGGGGUGUGGCAAUGUCAGAGUUGAAACAUUUUGAAGCUGAUUGACAGAGAAAAUCUUUUGUUUGUCUGACUGAUAACACGAACAAUACCUGUGGUGAAGUGCUCCACUGUUUGAGGAACUGUGUGUGUUCGGAAAUGCUUUAUCUAUUAAGGGAGUUGUUCCUGCUUGUAUAUCUUGUAAUAUUAUAUCUGGAUCGUUGUUAUGGAUUGUCCUAUCUGAAAUAAUGUAUUGAUUAAUGUAUAAUUUUGUCAUCAUUUCAUCUGCUCAGAUUGUUGGGAUGUCUCCCAUGGAGGAUCAUACUCGUUCAACUGAUUAAUGUUUCCUUCCAUAGUGAUGAUUAAUUUUUCGGAGUUGGCCUCUCAUUUAAGAUUUCCGGUCUGUAUUUCUUAUCACAAUUGCAUAUACACACAUGGAGUGCUGAAUCCAGUUCAUUUUUGAUGAAAACAUAUAUACCUAGAAGUUUUAUCUGACUGUUCUGUGAUAUUUUUUAUUUCAUGUGUGUUAUUUCCCUUCCUCCAUCUGUCCAAGGUAGUGUAAAUUUAAGUGGGUUUGAGUGUAAAUAGUCUUUUCUAAAGCUUUCUUAAGUUAUUGUUUAUCUUUCUAAAUUUUACUAAUUGAAAUGGGACCAAGAUAUUUUUAUAAAAAAAAAGUCA